Messenger RNA from Dalotia coriaria, 1795 nucleotides. Its product is annotated as trichohyalin-like. Bases 119 to 1720 code for a protein of 533 amino acids. The transcript has 3 exons. The record is from RefSeq and is a predicted model, not a curated record. Lineage: Eukaryota; Metazoa; Arthropoda; Insecta; Coleoptera; Staphylinidae.
ACUUUGUUGAUUGAUCCAUCAACUCACAAAGUAUUUCAUUCCCUACCGGCCGUAUACACUUUUUUACACACCUCUACACAUUUCUGUUGCUGAACAAUUCAAUUUUAUAAUUUCCACCAUGAUGACAAAAUGGCGAAUUCCCGAAGGGAAAAAACUCCAAGAAACGAAAGUUUCAGAGCGCAUCAAAGAACUACACAUGACCUCGGAGAGAAUGGGGGCAAUCAAAGCGCAUUUAACGCGUAAUGAACGCCUGGAGGCCGAACUGCAGGUGGAAGCCGACAGACUCGCCAAAGUUAGGCAAUGCUCGGAGGAUAUGACCAAGGACUGGACCGAUUCCAUCCAGCAUCAACAUGCAGUAAGACAAGCUGAGUUGGAAGCAAGACUACAUCAGCAGAACGACCAGAAUCUCGUCAAAUUUCUGACUGUGAAGAAAGAGCAGGAAGCUGAAAGGGAUAUGUAUGUCAGUGAGGUGAGGCAGAAGAUGCUUCAACGGCAGGACUUUCCCAAAACGUUGGGAUCAGCAUAUCUCUUCAGUGAAGUUCUACAUGAACGGGAAAAACAGAAAGAUUUCGCGAAGAUACUCAGGGAUCAGAAGGAAAAGCUUAUUAAAGAAGAAGUUGCAGUGAUGUUGGAGGACGUGGAGAAGUUCAAGGAGGAACAAACCGAGAAGAAGAAAAUGUUGUUCAAGAAGAACAAAGCAUACGCUGCGGAUCUAAUGAAACAAGUGGUAGCUGUGAAGACAGCAAUCAAACAGCAGCGUGAGGAUAAGAUUGAAGAAGAGCUCUCUGAUCAGGUACGCGCGAAGCAUGAAGCCGGCCGCAUCGAAGAUGCACGAUUGAAGAGAGUAGCAGAAGGCCGUAGACAACUCCGCGAAUCCGUGGAGUUCUUCCUGACCACACAGGAACAGGAACGUGCAAAGAUCAAGAUGGAUGACCGAAACCGUGAGGUGAUGACGCAGAUUAUGGAGAAGAGCAAGGAUCGCAUUCGUAUACUACUGAAGCAGAAAUCAAAGGAAGCACAGGAGAAGCGAAUUGCGAAAGGGCUCAGCACUUAUGACAAUAGCAUGCAGCUGAAGCGUGAAGCAGAGAUGCAACUGAUAUAUGACAAGGGAAUGGCCAAGUUUAACCAAGAGGAUCAAGAACGCCAGGAGGAGCAGCGUGAGAAGGAAAUCCGCUUCAGACAGGAACGCAUUGAUAUCCAAAAUGAAGCCAUGGAGAAAAAGGAAGCAGAUAGAAAGCGCAGUGAAGAAGUGGAGAGGUGGAACGUCCUCAACCGGUUCAAGCGUGUGGAUGAAGAUAAACAAUUCCAUCAGAGGCUGAAGAAGAAAGCUGAUGACAUGCGAGCAACGCUCUUGAAUGAUUUCAGAUCCGAAAUGAAAUUGAAGACGGAACGUCUGGCAAUCGAUGCCCAGGCGGAGGCACGUGCCAUCCGUAAGAAAAACGAGCAGGACGAUAAGAACUACAUGGAGUACGCGAAGCAAGUGAAGGAUCUUGCUAUCGAGAAUGGUUACAAUACUGUUCCCAUCGAUAAGGUGGUCAAGACUUAUUCCCGGGAUGUGAUUGGAGAGAAAUCCCUCACCAGGUGCGAGAAGUUGCACAAAGAAACCUGUGCUAACAAAGCACACGCCGUGACCAAACCAGGAAAGAGGACGCAUUGUCCACUGAGUGAUCCCACUAUACAACACAAGAAACAAGCCGAGAAGAAGCACAAUUUGAAGUAGGAAUUGCGCAGGUCCACUUUUGGGAAGUGAUUUCGACAUUUACAAUGAAAUAAAUACAAUAUUUUUUUGGCCGAA